GGGAGGAGUCGGGUCCACUGCCGGGUGGAGGGGCAAGGCGAGUGUCCUUAUCCUAGCAAGUGGGGCUCGGGCCUGCGUGCCAGUUGGAGUCGCGGCGGCGGGAACGAUUGGGCCGAGCGGAGGAAGACAUGUUGCUCUUCGUGGAGCAGGUAACAUCUAAAGGAACUGGUUUAAAUCCUAAUGCCAAAGUAUGGCAAGAAAUUCCUCCUGGAACUCCUGAUGCCACUACUGUAGCUCAUGGAACUGAAAGCUCUUGGCAUGAAACAGCAGCCACAUCAGGGUCUCAUCCUGAAGGAAAUGCUGAGCUUUCAGAAGAUAUGUGUAAGGAAUAUGAAGUAAUGUAUUCUCCAUCUUGUGAAACCACAAGAAACACUACAGGCAUUGAAGAAUCAACUGAUGGAAUGAUAUUAGGACCUGAAGAGCUGAGUUACCAAAUAUAUGAUGUUUCUGGAGAAAGCAGUUCAACAAUUUCUACAGAAGACCUAAAAGAAUGUCUAAAGAAACAAUUAGAAUUCUGUUUUUCACGAGAAAACUUGUCAAAGGAUCUUUAUUUGAUAUCUCAGAUGGAUAGUGAUCAGUUCGUCCCAAUUUGGACAAUUGCCAACAUGGAAGAGAUUAUUGAUGAGAAGGGUGAGAAGGUGAGACCAAGUCAUAAACGUUGUAUUGUCAUUCUCAGAGAGAUUCCUGAAACAACACCAGUAGAGGAAGUGAAAGCUUUGUUUAAAAGUGAAAACUGCCCCAAAGUGAUAAGCUGUGAGUUUGCACAUAAUAGCAACUGGUAUAUCACUUUUCAAUUUCUUGUUAAUAAAGCUGCAAGGAUAAAAGCCAUCAAUACUUUUUUUGCUAAGAAUGGUUAUCGAUUAAUGGAUUCUAGUAUGUAUAGUCAACCAAUUCAAACUCAAGCACAGUAUGCCUCACCAGUCUUUAUGCAGCCUGUAUAUAAUCCUCAUCAACAGUACUCAGUCUAUAGUAUUGUGCCUCAGUCUUGGUCUCCAAGUCCUGCACCUUACUUUGAAACGCCACUGGCUCCCUUUCCCAAUGGUAGUUUUGUGAAUGGCUUUAAUUCACCAGGAUCUUAUAAAACAAAUGCUGCUGCUAUGAAUGUUGGUCGACCAUUCCAAAAAAAUCGUGUGAAGCCUCAUUUUAGGUCAUCCAGUGGUUCAGAACAUUCAACAGAGGGCUCUGUGUCAUUGGGGGAUGGACCAUUGAACAGAUCUAGUUCAAGGAACUUUCCACCCGAACGGCAUAACCCUACAGUAAUAGGGCAUCAGGAGCAAACUCACCUUCCCAAGGAGACUCCUGUUUUACAGAUGGAACAGAAUGGGGACUAUGGUAGGGGCAGGAGAACUGUUUUCAGAGGUCGAAGACGACGAGAAGAUGACAGAAUCCCAAGACCCCAUCCUUCAACAGCUGAAACAAAGGCUCCAACACCAAAGUUUGACUUACUAGCUUCAAAUUUUCCUCCAUUACCUGGAAGUUCAUCAAGAAUGCCAGGUGAACUUGUUUUGGAGAAUAGAAUGUCUGAUGUUGUUAAAGGUGUCUACAAAGAAAAGGUAAUCACUGAAGAAUCAAUCACAACUCAGAAAGAAAAGGAUCCAAUAGAGGAAUCCACUGUUCAGAAGGAUGUUCUCAAUCAGAUGACUAUACCAGUUUCUUCCCCAAGCACUGCAAAGACACCACGGGCAAAUACUGCUUCACCAAGUAAUAGUAACACAAAUGCAUCCGGAGCUGUGACCAUACAGGAACCUCGAAAGUUAAGUUAUGCCGAAGUAUGCCAGAAGCCCCCUAAAGAGCCAGUUCCAGUUCUUGUGCAGCCACUACGGGAACUUCGCUCCAAUGUUGUGUCUCCCACCAAAAAUGAAGAGACUGGAGCUCCUGAGAAGUGA
Messenger RNA from Urocitellus parryii (Arctic ground squirrel), 1886 nucleotides. Lineage: Eukaryota; Metazoa; Chordata; Mammalia; Rodentia; Sciuridae. The record is from RefSeq and is a predicted model, not a curated record.